Messenger RNA from Paramecium octaurelia, 861 nucleotides. NCBI's taxonomy places the organism in Eukaryota, Ciliophora, Oligohymenophorea, Peniculida, Parameciidae. The record is from the annotation of a GenBank genome assembly.
AAGCAAUUGAUGCUGUCUAAGUUCGUUUCAUUUUAAUCAUCUACAGGUAUUAAUUAUGAUCAUCAAGAGACAAUAGGGAUAAAAUGUUAAAAAUGCUGUAAAAUUGGGAAUUGUUGAGAAGCUAUAUGCUUCUUGGAAUUGACAACCAACAAUCUGAAUAGAAAUUCUUAGUAUAUUGUAAGCAGAUAUUUCUAAUAUAGAACAUAUAUAUGUUUGUAGGAGAUUGCUUAGGUUAGGGAAAAGUUUACAAACCAUUCUUAAUAUCUUACAAAAAUAACAAAUUCAUCAUCCAAAAAAGCAUUUUCAUCAAAUUCCUCAUGCUGUUAAUGAAAUGUCAACCUAUUCUGUCUAUAUGUUCUAUUUCUUUUUCCAUCUAAUAGAGGGUAUUAUGGUCAUACAUUAAAUGGGAUUUUUUGAGAAAACAUUCAAUCAUCAAUUAUUGAAAAUUAUUUCUCAUUCUUUUUGGACCUUAGGAUUGUUAACAUAAUUGGUUUUCUACUUAAAUAGAUUAAGAACUAAUUUUAGAAGGUAUAAAUAUUAUUACUAAAGAGAGAGUCUGAGAUGAAGUAAUAAAUUUAAAAUGGGAUAUCUAAUUAGGAAUUUAUUUCUUAGAUCAAAGCCUUGACAAAUGAAAGAUAUCAAUAUGGAUUACUGAUUUUAAGAAUCAUAGGUGAUCUAACCUGUGCCAUGUAAAAAGCAUAAAUACCAGAACAAAUAGUAUGACCAUUAUAUAAUGAAAAUAGUUAAAUACAAGAUUUAACAGAGGAUUAGUUGCUUUAGGAGGUUUAAUGAGUUCAGCCAUUCAGAUCUAUUUACAAGCUAAAAGGGAAGAUAAAAAAGAAAACGUGUGUGAGGUUUGAG